This is a messenger RNA of Nothobranchius furzeri (turquoise killifish), 5278 nucleotides long. RefSeq names its product rho guanine nucleotide exchange factor 2. Gene Ontology annotation, cellular component: cytoskeleton; ruffle membrane. Gene Ontology annotation, biological process: cell morphogenesis; regulation of Rho protein signal transduction; actin filament organization. NCBI's taxonomy places the organism in Eukaryota, Metazoa, Chordata, Actinopteri, Cyprinodontiformes, Nothobranchiidae. Gene Ontology annotation, molecular function: microtubule binding. The record is from RefSeq and is a predicted model, not a curated record.
UUUCAAAAGGCAUCUGCAGGUAAUAUUCAUUUGCUGAAAAAAACAAAAUUUGGAAAAGCUUUUAGUUUGAAGACAGGAAGUGCGUGGUGUUGUGGCUCGCGUGACAGCUGGCGGGAUCAGCUGAUGGGAACUGAAUCAGAACUUCCCGGACAAACUCCCAGUAACGGGAAGAGGACUCACCGGGACGCGGCUGGAGCAGAUUCUGAUCUUGUCUGGACCAAUGUUUUAAGCCUGUCUGACUGAGGGGGUCCGGAGAAGCUGAAUGAUGCUGGCGGCAGGUGGAAGCUCCUCCUCAGCCCUCCAGUUCCGCGGGGGAGCAGUGGCACUGCCGGUAAACCCAGCUGAUGUUCCGGCUCUGGAGAUAAAACUGGGAGCUCUGGUGGUUCUGCUGUCCAUCACUCUGGUGUUUGGAUUUGCUCCACUCUGCAUCGUCCGAGGGACGGGGCGCUGCAGCAUCAACUCAGACAACUACACUGACCUGUGCCAACAGAGGGAGGCUUUCAUAAAGGGUGAGGACAUCUGGAAAAGAGAGGAAGACAGGGGAGGAAAGAGGAAGAUAAAGCCCAACAGCAGGUGGAUGGACAAUGAGGAAGAGAGUCAACAAUCAAAAAAGCAAAAAUUUUAAACGGCAUCCUGUCCUUCAAAAGAGGCUGCAGACCAAAUGAUUGAAGACUUGAAGAAGGAUCUGAUGGCAAGACAAAAAGAUUUAGAGUCCCCAACCGAAUAUGAGGAGUCAUCAGAUGACGAGCUGCCAUCCAGGAACUGGAGCAAGGCACAAAGGCAAAUAAAGCCGUUAAUAGCCGAGAAUAAAAGGCUGAAAGAAGACAACUUUAAACACCCAAUAGAAGCAAUGAAAGCUGACAUUCAGCAGAAGGACAGGGAGGUGCUGGAGCUCCUGCAGGAGCGUGUCACCUUGUUCUCUGACCUGAUGCAGGUGACAGCACGAGAAGAAUCAGGAGAAGACAGAUGUGUGGAGACAAGGACCUCAUGCUGCAGAAACCUGUUCAGAGCCGACACUCCUCACGCUCCUAAAGCAGAACAGCUCCUUCUUGCUGCCAUUGGUGAAGUCGACAAGCUGACAACUAUGUUAUCCAGCUUCGGCACACAGAAACCCUCCGUAACCAAUGGCAACCAGGAGAUCAGCAGUGAGUCACCUGACACCUAUGGUGACUGUGGUUCUCUCAAUGGUUCUUUUAAACUGAACAACAGCACUUCAAAGGAUAAAAACGGCAACCAGCUGCAGGAGGGAGCCCUGAACCGGGAAGUCCACCAGCGAUUGGUCGAUCUGAGCACGCAGCUUCAUGCCUUGCAGGCUGCUGUGAUUCGCCAAGACUCCAUUCUGGAAUUGGCGGUGGGUGCUGGACCCAUCUCUUCUACCACCUCUGGCUCCGCCCCAGGACCUCGUCUCAGCCGAUCGAUGUCGCGGGACACAGGACUGGACGCCAGUGGGGAGGUGGUGCUUCUGCAGCGCCAGGUGGAGCUUCUGCAGGAAGAGCUGGCACGGCUGCGUCUAAAGGCGGAGGAGUCGAACAAGAAGGGAUCAGGAACUGGCAAAAAAAAGAGGAACAAAAACAAAAACAAAGCUGAUGUCACCAAGGAUGAACAGCAGCUCAACAAGAAGUCCAGCAGCAAGGACCCAGAGCCCCACCCCCUCGCUCCAUUGGCCACUGAAGAUCCACUCGACCAAUUAGAUGGAGUUGAAGAAUUAAAUGAAGAGGAGGAGGAGGUGAUGAAGAUCUCCCCACGUUCUGAUAGCCCCAGAGAUCUGCAGGACAUCCCAGAGGAAAGCGAGAGUUAACCCCACCGACUGACCUCACCGUGAUGUCACGGAUGGACAAACAUCAACUCGUUGUUGGACUUUUAUGGUGAAAGGCAUUGGUGAUGAUGUCAUUUCCUGUUUUAGACCAAACAUCUGAUCUCAGCUGACCAAUAUUUCUCAUUUCUGAAUGUUGCUGUUAGUUAGAAACAGGAAGUAGAACCAUGUGACCUGUUUGUGCCAAUGUGUGUUGGAGCUUUAUCCACUGUCUGAAGUGGGUGGAGCUUUACAAAGGGAGGGGCAUAGAAAAACGGUUUUUGGGCAGGUGGGAGGAGUCUGUUGUGUCUAUGUUGUUCUUUUUCCUGGCUGGAUCCAUUCUGCUGAGUGAGUGGUUUAUUCCUGGUUGUUUGUUGGGGACCUUAAGCUAACAUAAUCCUCGAAGAUGGACCCCUCCCUCCCACCACUACCACCUUAAAAAUGGGUCAGGGUUAGGGGGUCAGGACCUGACAGGGCAUUCAGAACAUAGAGCCAGAACCCAGCAAGAGCAGCAGAACCCCUCAGAUUAGUGGUCAGAACCUGGUGGAUCGGCAAACCCUGACCCAAAGUUGUUUAGAAACUUUCACAAUAAAGGUUAUCAGGGUUCUUUACGGGGAAAACAAAACGGGUCCAAUCCAGAUUCAUCUAGUUUCUGUACCUUUUUAAUCUGGCUCAGGAUCUCAGGAGCUGGGACCCUUGACGAGCAGGCGAGAGGCGAGGCUACACCUGCUCCAUCAUAGAACCAGCAUCAAAUCCAGUUUUAAUCAAACUGAGAAUACCGGUUUAGCUUUUUAGAUGGAUAAAAAACAACUUGCUUUAACAGGAGCAGAACCAGAACCUUUUGUCUGGAUGACCCACGGUCUGAGAGGACAGGAGGACUCUGGGUUGUUGUAGUUCCUUUGGAAGAUAAAUAGAUGCAGUUUUUUUAGAUGGACUUGGGUGUUAAAAAAAACACACAACAGCCUGCUGGAAAAGAUUUCCUGAGACUCUGAUAUGGUUCUGAGGUAUAAAUGGUCCAGUUCUUGUGCUGAUCUAAAGCAGUGGUUCCCAAACCUUUCCCUCGAGGCCCCCCUUUGCCUGUGUCCAAGACAAGCCAAGGAAACCCAACACAAUCUCCUACCCACAUUCACACAUUAAGUGAGGAAAUGCCAAGUGGGAAACUCUGGCUGCCAAAGUAAAGCCAAAAAGGAAGUGACAAAAAAGUUUGUUCCUCCCUCACCCACUAGGGGCUAGCACCAAAAAGGAGCAAGUUCCAGUUGACUCCCAUGUUAAAAUUCCAACUUCCCAAGACAAAUAACAGAUGAGCCAGCGCUAGCAGCUUCGGCCUCACACUUAAAGUGUUGUAGCCUAGAAGACCGAGUGUAGCAGAGUCGCUCAACCGCGGUUUUCUGGCUAAAAGUGCCCGCCAACCUUCGUUGGCGUCAGUUAGCUCGUAGCGACAUCAGCUCAACAAUUGAUGGGUGUCAAUAAUCUGCCCCCACCCUCACAGCUCAAUGUUUGUAUUUUCUGGGGUUUGAAGAAAUGUACGACACAGCCAUGAUGGCGGUGGUGGGAUCUGCUCCUUUGGCAGCUCUUCAUUAACCUACGGGUGACAUGCCUGAGGAUUUGUCCAUUAUAUACACAGUAUAUGGGCUGCAUGGUGGCGCAGUUGUUAGCACUGUUGCCUCGCAGCAAGAAGGUUGCAGGUUCGAAACUCGGCUGUGGCCUUCUGCGUGGAGUUGCAUGUUCUCCCCAUACAUGUGUGGGUUUCCUCCAGGUACUCCGGUUUCCCCCUCAGAUCACAACAUGCCCUGUAGGUUAACAAUUGUACGUCGCUUUGGAUAAAAGCGUCUGCCAAAUAAAUAAACAUAAACAUGUUAAACACACACUUUAUUUAGCCAUGUAGAGUUUUACCUCAUAUACUUACAUUUGAUGAUAUUAUUUGUUGUUAUUGUGAUUUUUAUUUUUACGUAAUUUAUAAAAGUAUUAACUUGGUAACCUCCCAACCUCAGCACAAACAUAACUGUGGGGGUUGUUGUAGUUCCAGUGGAAGAUAAAUAGAUGCAGUUUUGUAGGAUGGGCAUGGGUGUGAGUGGUCGCUGACCCCAGGUUGGGAACCACUGAUCUGAAGGAUGAACUGGAACAGAACAGGACCUAUUUUUAAACUGGGUUUCUGGACUCUCUGCUGUAGUUUGAUUAGAAUCCAGUUAUAACAUAAACAUUUGGGACCAAUCAGAACCAAGGUGGCGGUCCAUAUGUUUGUUUGAAGCAGACAAAUGAUUGUCACCACACUACAUUUCCCAGAAUGCCUUUGACCUGUUUAUUCAGCAUGAACUUUAUUUAAAAAGACAUGUAGUUUUAGAAAUGUUUGAUGUAGGAAUAUUUAGACUCUGUUUUCACCUGAAGCCAAAACAUUUUUAUUUACAUUUGAUACAAAUGAGCCUGAUGACAUCACGGCUAAUGUAUGUUAGCAUGUUAGCAUGGCUGUGUCUUGUGUAGAAUAAGAGUUAACUGAUCAGCUGUUAGUGCUGAAAUGUGAUUGAUGAUGAUUAUGAAGUGGUUGUUCAAACACUUGCAAGCUUCAGCUAUAAAGUGUCUAAAAACCCAAAUACCUGCUGGACUUCAUCUCCACGGACGCUGUAUCCGUGGAUGCUGUCUCUGUGUUCUGUUUGCUAAACACUAUAAACUUGAAAUGUUAUGUUAAUCUGCUGACUGAAAACAGGAAGUGCUUAAAUUAGAUUUUUAAGUAUGUGAUAGAUGUUCAGUCAAAAGCUGCACUUUUUUCAGUUUGUAAUUUUUUUUUGUCCAAACAUUUUCUGACCAUUGACAGAUGUGACUCUGUAACAUCCAGAUGUGAUGUAUUAGCAUCCAGAUGCAAUGCCAGAACCUCCAAAGGUUAUGUAACAUCCAGAGUAGAUGUUGUAACAUCCAGAUGUGAUGUAUUAGCAUCCAGAUGCAAUGCCAGAACCUCCAAAGGUUAUGUAACAUCCAGAGUUGAUGUUGUAACAUGCAGAUGUGAUGCUGUAACAUCCAGAUGUGAUGUUGUAACGUUCAGUUGUGAUGGUGUAAUAUCCAGAUGUGAAGCUGUAAUAUCUAGAUGUGAUGUUGUAGCAUCCAAAUGCGGCCCUGUAACAUCCUGAUAUGAUGUAGCAUCCAGAUGUGAUGCUGGAACAUCCAAAUGUGAUGCUGGAACGUCCAAAGUUUAUGUAACAUCCAGAUGUGAUGUUGUAACAUCCAGCAGUGAUGCUGUAACAACCAGGUGUGACGCCAGAACAUCCAGAUGUUAUGCUGGAACAUCCAAUGGUUAUGUAACAUCCAGAUGUGAUGCUUUAAUAUCCAGAUGUGAUGCUGUAACAUCCAGAUGUUAUGCUGUAACAUCCAGAUGUUAUGCUGUAAGAUCCAGGUGUGACAUGCUAAACUGUUUUAUUUGCUGUAGUUUAAAUGUAGUGACUGAAUUGUGUUUAUUGCUCUCUGCUGUUCCUCUCACUAUAAAUAUAAUCAAAUGCU